Messenger RNA from Ruditapes philippinarum (Manila clam), 1948 nucleotides. Its product is annotated as D-beta-hydroxybutyrate dehydrogenase, mitochondrial-like. The coding region runs from base 96 to 1193 and encodes 365 amino acids. The transcript is spliced from 6 exons. NCBI's taxonomy places the organism in Eukaryota, Metazoa, Mollusca, Bivalvia, Venerida, Veneridae. The record is from RefSeq and is a predicted model, not a curated record.
ACCAAAUAUUUAGUGCCUGUGACAUAGGCUUAGAUAGGGCACGUUUUAUUUUAAUCUUUGUGUAUUCAAAAUUUAGCUUAUUUGAACAUUAAACAAUGUCUUACAAAGACAAUGCAAUAUUUAGUUAUUUCAUUUAUAAAGCAGCGUUUAUAACAGCACUAUGUCUUUCAAUCUUUGUUCUUUGGAGAUAUUACGUCAUUUGUCUUGUAGUUUUUCUGGCUUUUAAAGCAAUAACUACAUUACUGGACAGGUUUGUGUACGGAUAUAUAGACCCACAAAAGCGUGCUGUGUUUAUAACCGGCUGUGACACAGGCCUAGGAAACUGUUGUGCUCGGUAUUUAGAUAGCUGUGGGUUCAUUGUUUUUGCUGGAUGUCUAAACAAGAACAGUUCUGGUGCCCAAAGUUUGAAAACCGAUUGUUCGUCCCGGCUUCGCAUUGUUGAAGUGAAUGCUACAAAGCAAGAAAGUAUUGAAGAUGCAUUUUCCUAUGUUCAGAAGCACCUGCCCAACAAAGGACUGUGGGGCGUGGUAAACAAUGCUGGUAUGGACAUGCUCGGAGAUGUUGAACUGACCCCCGUGUCACUUUACGAGAAGUGCUUUGAACUGAACUUGUAUGGGUAUAUACGAGUGAUGAAAAUAUUCCUUCCUCUAAUUAGACAAUCUAAAGGACGUGUGAUUAAUAUGUCAAGUGUUCGGGGGCGAGUGUAUGAACCAUGUCAAGGUAAUUACGAGACAGCUAAACAUGGAAUAGAGACCCUCUCUGACUCGCUGAGACUAGAAAUGGUUAAAUUUGGGGUCAAGGUUAUUAUCAUAGAGCCUGGAGAUUUCAGUAACGCAACGGCGAUCGGAUCAGAGCCUCAGAUAAGAAGAAAUCAACUGGAAGUAGAUGAAAUAUGGGAAUCAGCAAGAAGUGAGGUUAAACAAUCAUACACGAAGAAAGGCAUAGAUUCAUGGAUUCAACCACCUAAAGGAGGUUGGCCCCCUAAGGCAGAUUCAACAGCUGUAGCGAAGGCUGUUGCGCAUGCGCUUUCUAGCGAAAUACCAAAACAUAGAUAUCUCGUUCAGGGAAAAUGGGCUAAAGUUCCAUUUGAUUCAUGGUUUUUGACAUAUGCACACAAUUGGUUGCCAACAUUUAUUGUUGACAAAUACAUGAGUUAUUGGAAGAGAGACCUUGUUUAUCCAUCCACUAGAUAGGUUUCAGCUGGAGCUGAAGAUUUCUCCUUUGGCGUUAUUAUUAUAUAUUCAUAAUAAACAUCUCCAUUUAGUUGCCUUAGUAUACUGUCAUUGUAUCUCCAUAUUUCAUAUUGUACAAUCGUUACCAAGCUAAAUAUCUUAUAUGAACUUGUCCAUCUUUUAGUCUAGGCAUGCACCAUUUUUUAACAGCGAAAAGCGCAGACCAUGAUCACGCGGCACGGAUGUCUGCUCCGGUCGCAUGAGAAGAAUUUGUUGUACAUGUAGUCAGAAUGCAAUAGGUUAACCGGCUUUAAAUGUCAGCCGACGUUGUAUUGUAGUGUAUGGUAUGGUGAAGCUUUAUCUAACUCUUAAAUAAAAUUAACUUUUCUCAAUUAUACAUUAACGAAUAUGCAAAUUAAGUUAGUUUGAAAUUCAUUUCUUUUAUCAAAUCAGUUUUAUUUCUGUGAUUGAUCAUGAAUGAUUUCAGAAAAUAUAUUUUAUACUAAGUAAACACAGCUUUCCUUUCAUUAUGCGUCUCAACAAAAUGACAACUAUUAAACUUGAAAACAUUCCCAUUGUUUUGCACUAGAUCAAGUUAGAAAGGCGUGGGCAGAGAAGUGUACAUUGCUAUAGACAAAUAAGAUAUAUUUCAUAUUAAUUAUUUCCAAACAAAAAAGUAAGAAAUGGUAUGGAUUUGUUACAAAGUAAUUUCACUGAAACCCAUGUAAUAAAAUACAGAAUGUAUAUCAUGAUACUAUCGUGAAUUGUUUAACUUU